AUGGCUACCGACGAGACCGCCCGCCUCCCCCUAGCCGGCCGAGUUGCCAUUGUCAUUGGCGCCUCACGAGGUAUCGGUCGCGCCAUCUCCCUCCACCUCGCCUCCCUCGGCGCCCGCCUUGUCCUUUGCUACGCCUCCAACGCAGCGCAGGCCGACCUCCUCGCCGCCCAAAUCAACUCCUCGUCAUCCACCUCCCCGCGAGCUGUGGCCGUCCGCGCCGAUGUAUCCGUCCCCGCCGACGUCAAGUAUCUCUUCGACCGCGCCGAGUCAGCCUUCGCGUCGCCGGCCCACAUGCUCGUGUCCUGCGCCGGGUAUGGCCGUAAAUGGGUCAACGCCCAGGUCGUCAGGGUCAACGGUGAAUUUAUCUGA
Molecule: messenger RNA, 369 nt
Organism: Zingiber officinale
Lineage: Eukaryota; Viridiplantae; Streptophyta; Magnoliopsida; Zingiberales; Zingiberaceae
Product: NADPH-dependent aldehyde reductase-like protein, chloroplastic
Exons: 2
Coding region: 1-369 (122 amino acids)
Source: RefSeq, a predicted model, not a curated record